AUGGUCGUCCUACCGCUUACCACGCUUGCACUCGCCCUUCUAUCCUCCGCCUUUGGUCAGAGCGACCUGUUCGGUGACGACAAGCUGGACAAAAUCGUGCCUUGGGACAGCCUGACCGGCCCUGUGAACCCACCACAUUCGCAGUGGCCUGCUGGAGAUGGCUUGAGCUACUCAGACCUCAAAGACAUCCUCUCCACCACACCCAACCCGGACAAGGCCAAAGAGUGGUCUCAAUUCUACACGGCUGGCCCACAUCUUGCUGGACAGAACUUGAGUCAGGCUGUCUGGACUAGGGACAGAUGGGAAGAGUUUGGUGUCAAGAGCGAGGUCGUGCCAUACGAAGUCUACAUCAACUAUCCUCUGGACCACAGACUUGCUCUGCUGAAGGAUGGGGAAGUCUCGUUCGAGGCCACUCUCGAGGAAGACGUCUUGGAAGAGGAUCCCACAUCCGGUCUGAAAGAUCGCGUGCCUACCUUCCACGGCUACUCGGCCAGCGGAAACGUCACUGCGCAAUACGUCUACUGCAACUUCGGCACUUAUACCGACUUUGAGAAUCUGGUUGCCGCAGGUAUCGAACUGAAGGGUAAGAUCGCUCUUGUCAGAUAUGGAAGCGUGUUCAGAGGUCUCAAGGUCAAGAGAGCGCAGGAACUUGGGAUGGUAGGAACCAUUAUCUACAGCGACCCUGGUGAUGACGGUCUCGUCACCGAAGUCAAUGGUUACAAGCCAUACCCCGAAGGUCCUGCCAGAAACCCCAGCUCUGUACAAAGAGGCAGUGUGCAAUACCUGAGUCAAUUCCCCGGUGACCCCACUACUCCCGGAUAUGCCUCAAAGCCUGGCGUGCCUCGUAAACCUGCAAACGCGUCCACACCCUCGAUCCCGUCGUUGCCCAUCUCUUACGCCGAGGCUAUUCCCCUACUCCAGGCGCUGAACGGCCAUGGACCGAAUGCUUCAUCCUUCCCUGCUCGUUGGCACAAGGGUGGUCUUGAACACAAGAAUGUUUCUUAUAACAUCGGCCCUUCCCCACCGUCUGUCACCAUCAACUUGAUGAACCUGCAGAACUACACUAUUACGCCGAUUUGGAACACCAUCGGUAUCAUCAAUGGAUCCCUGUCAGAUGAAGUCAUCGUUCUCGGCAACCACAGAGACGCCUGGAUUGCUGGCGGUGCUGGUGAUCCUAACUCGGGAUCUGCAGCUCUCAACGAGGUCAUCCGCUCGUUUGGCGUUGCUCUGUCAAAGGGUUGGAAGCCACAGAGAACUAUUGUGUUUGCCAGCUGGGAUGGCGAAGAAUAUGGUCUGGUCGGCUCAACUGAAUGGGUCGAAGAUUACCUGCCGUGGCUCAAGGAUUCUGCUGUUGCUUACCUCAACGUUGAUGUCGGUACUCGUGGCACUAGAUUCAACGCCAAUGCUGCGCCUCUGCUUAACCAAGCCAUCUACGAGGUGACCAAGUCCAUCAAAUCGCCAAACCAGACGGUCGAAGGAUCGACCGUAUAUGAUCUGUGGGACAAGCACAUUGGAACCAUGGGGUCUGGUUCCGAUUUUACAGCCUUCCAAGACUUUGCUGGUAUCCCCAGUGCUGACUUUGGAUUUGGCAAGACUGGACCUCUGGAUCCUAUCUAUCACUAUCACAGCAACUACGACAGUUAUGCCUGGAUGGUCAAAUACGGUGACCCGACCUUCCAAUACCAUGUCACGGCGGCCAAGGUUUGGUCUCUCCUUGCAGCGUCACUGAGCGAGAAAGCUGUGGUACCAUUCAAUGCCACCGACUACGCUUCCAGCCUCGAAAGAUAUCUUGACAGCGUCAAGCACAUGGCCAACUCGUCGGGCAUGUCUUACAGGGAUAAGGAGGAACAGGAUGUAUCCAUGUUCGUGGACCUUGAUCUGGCCAUCGAGUACCUUCAGCGUACAGCACACAGCUUUGACGCGCACGCGGCAGGUCUGGCUGCGCAAGCCACUGUAGCAGAGGGCAAGCACAAUCCUGCUGCCACCAAUAGACUCUUUGCCGAGAUUCGAGCUGUCAACACACAGUACAAGAUGCUGGAGCGUGCCUUCUUAUUCCCGAAGGGGCUUGACGGACGAAGCUGGUUCAAGCAUGUCGUGUUCGCACCUGGCAAAUGGACCGGAUAUGCUGGAGACACGUAUCCAGGACUUGUUGAGGCGAUUCAGGCAGGUGAUAAGAAGGCACUUUACAGAUGGGCUGGUAUCAUCGAGGGUGUUGUGUGGAGAGCAGCUGGUGUGAUCAGCUGA
Molecule: messenger RNA, 2244 nt
Organism: Aureobasidium vineae
Lineage: Eukaryota; Fungi; Ascomycota; Dothideomycetes; Dothideales; Saccotheciaceae
Source: the annotation of a GenBank genome assembly